AUGGGCACAGCAGAAGCCACUCUCAGAAUGGACAGUAUGGAAGUAAAGGACGAGUGGCAGGACGAAGACUUCCCCAGGCCACUACCAGAAGACGGGGACGGCCUCACAGACACCAGAACCAAUCCGCCCACUACUCUGAAUGUGGGGGAGACUAUGGCGCAGAGGAAACGGCGCACCCUGGUGGCCCCUGACAUGAACUUGUCCUUGGACAGGAGUGAAGGCUCGGUCCUCUCUGAUGACUUUCUGGAGACUCCGGACGAUUUGGACAUCAACGUGGACGACAUCGAGACUCCGGAUGAGACGGACUCGCUGGAGUUCAUCACCAAUGGAAAUGAGCUGGAGUGGGAAGACGACACUCCGGUGGCCACAGCAAAGCGGCUCCCAGGAGAGAGCGAGGAGGAGGAGCGCGACUCGGCAGGGAAACUGUGGCGCACGGUGCUGAUCGGUGACCAGGAGCAGAGGAUAGACAUGCAGGUCAUCCGGCCGUACCUGCGAGUGGUCACACACGGAGGUUACUACGGUGAAGGUCUGAAUGCCAUCAUAGUGUUCUCGGCCUGUUAUCUUCCGGACAGUAACUGUGAGGACUACGCGUACAUCAUGGAGAACCUCUUCCUAUAUGUGGUCAGUAGCCUGGAGUUGCUCGUGGCUGAAGAUUAUAUGAUAAUUUAUUUAAAUGGAGCGACACCACGGAGGAGGAUGCCCGGGAUCAGCUGGCUCAAGAGAUGUUACCAGAUGAUCGACAGAAAGUUGAGAAAGAAUCUGAAGUGUCUGGUCAUCGUUCAUCCCACGUGGUUCAUCAGGACCGUCAUCGCCAUCUCCAGGCCCUUCAUCAGUGUGAAGUUUCUGGAUAAGAUUCGUUACGUCCAGACUCUGGAGGAGCUGAGUGAAAUCAUCCCCAUGGAGCAUGUGCAGAUCCCUGAGUGUGUGCUGCAGUACGAUGACGACAAAAUCAGAACGCAGAAGGAAAGACUUGACCUGGAGAAGCAGGCAACCCCAAUACCAGCGAAAGAAAGGCCCAAGUCGAUGAUUGCAGACGUAAGCCGCGACAUGUGA
Molecule: messenger RNA, 1053 nt
Organism: Knipowitschia caucasica
Lineage: Eukaryota; Metazoa; Chordata; Actinopteri; Gobiiformes; Gobiidae
Source: the annotation of a GenBank genome assembly